Messenger RNA from Alternaria burnsii, 1155 nucleotides. RefSeq lists its product as uncharacterized. The transcript is spliced from 2 exons. Gene Ontology annotation, cellular component: cytosol. The record is from RefSeq and is a predicted model, not a curated record. Lineage: Eukaryota; Fungi; Ascomycota; Dothideomycetes; Pleosporales; Pleosporaceae. The coding region runs from base 1 to 1155 and encodes 384 amino acids. Gene Ontology annotation, biological process: regulation of intracellular signal transduction; cellular response to L-arginine.
AUGAUCACCUCUAAGGACACUCAACUUGCUCUGAUACACAUCCCGCUGCACCUGUAUCGCAACUUCCUUCAGUCAAUUCUUCAACUAGUAUUGCCCAAUGCAACGCGCAAGGCUUUCGGGAACGGUUCUGGUGCGGUGCAGCCUCCGAAAGGCUGGCCUUGCGAGCAUCCUUUUGUGAAUAUCUCUAUCACGCCAGUCGAGUGCUCCAUAGUAUGCUCGAGGACACUUGCGAGUGAACUGUUCGUGCCUGUUCUCAAUUCGUUGGAUGCUGAAUCGAAAGAGUCUGUCAGCAUCACUACAGAUGACUUCGUUGUAAUGCAAGUCGAUGGUGAAGGACUUGACGCAGGCCAACGCGUCUUGGAGCUUACGAGUCCUCUCGCUCUGGCCGGAAUUCCCAUCUUCUUUAUUACCACUUAUUUCUCCGACUACAUUCUGGUCCCAUUGCGACAUCGAUCACAGGUCGUUCAGGCACUAGAGGAACGUGGUUUCCAGUUCGAGAAGGACACUUCCUCAUACGUCAACUCGUUCCAAUAUGGCCGCAAACACUCGGCCGCGUCACUCGAAGUUCAACCGCCCAGCACCCCUCCGCCCACCACUAUUUCAGAGCUUCAAACCAGGACCUUUGCAACGCUCAAGCGUCGAAGUAUUAUCCCUACAGUUGAUUCUAGUAUCCGACUCGUUCAGUGUGCCGGUCGCCGGGAUAGUGCGAAUGGCAUGAACCAAGCUCGCAAUCGCAACAGCAUGACCACUGCUGCCGACGACGCACUCCAUCUCGGUCUCGUAAAAUGCCUCAUCACCCAACCAUAUCCGAAAUUUUUAUCCCUCACGCUAACUGACACCGAAUCUGCGGCAUUGCUGUUCGACCACACUCUGUUGCCGCAUUUUGCGCAAGAUACUCUCCUCGGCUCAAGAGAUGAAUUUUUGACGCCAAUCACAUUGGAUCUGCGGGACUUGCCAAUGGAAAGUACGGGUAUUGUGUGUGGUGUAGCCGGCAGAUUGGUUGGCGAAACAACAGGACAGCUGGAAGAUCCUGUUGAAAUGAGUUAUCUGAGCACCGCGCGUGCCGGGACAGUCAUGGUAGCUGAACAGGAACUGGACCGUGCGCUCGACGCUCUGCGUGGUGCUGAAAAUGGCCAGUCAAAAUCAGACGAGUAG